Molecule: messenger RNA, 702 nt
Organism: Rhinocladiella mackenziei CBS 650.93
Lineage: Eukaryota; Fungi; Ascomycota; Eurotiomycetes; Chaetothyriales; Herpotrichiellaceae
Exons: 3
Coding region: 1-702 (233 amino acids)
Biological process (GO): tRNA wobble uridine modification
Cellular component (GO): cytoplasm; nucleus
Molecular function (GO): tRNA binding; S-adenosylmethionine-dependent methyltransferase activity
Source: RefSeq, a predicted model, not a curated record
AUGGCCGAGAAUGUCGCAGAUCUCCUAGAGUACGAGAGCACACACGUUCACCAAGUCUAUGAAGAGAUCGCGACUCAUUUUUCCUCCACCCGAUACAAGCCAUGGCCGGUGGUGGAAGGCUUCCUGCGCAGUUUACCAGCCGGAUCUGUAGGCUUGGACAUUGGCUGCGGUAACGGGAAAUACUUGACGGUGAACAGGAAUGUGUUUAUCAUUGCCUCGGACAGGUCAAAGGCUUUGAUCGACAUUGCCGGUCAACACGAACCGCACAGUUCCAUUAUCGCGGAUACCCUCGCUCUCCCACAUCCAAACUCCACUUUCGAUUUCGCCAUCUCCAUUGCUGUCAUUCACCACCUUUCAUCGAACGCGCGUCGGAUUCAAGCCAUAAAAGGGAUCCUGCAUACACUGAAACCACCAUUGAAAGACACCUCUGGAGGCCAAGCUUUGAUAUUUGUAUGGGCGCUUGAGCAGAAGAACAGUCGAAGAGGUUGGGAUCAUGGUGACACACAAGACGUUCUGGUUCCCUGGGUUCUCAAGCCAAAUCACCACACCCAAGGAAACAGCUCAGGAGCCACAUACCAACGAUACUACCAUCUGUACCGAGAAGGUGAACUUCAGGACGAUGUUGCAGCCGCCGGUGCUCGCAUAGUCAAGUCAGGAUAUGAUCGGGACAACUGGUGGGUCAUAAUUGAGCGUCCAAACUGA